UCUCUCUUUCUCUUGCACGAAAGAGAGAGAGCAAAAAAUACAAAACGAGAAACAAAAAGAAAAAAACAAGGAGAAUUCCAUCUAUCCCUGUUAAUUUCAGAAGGCAAAAUGUUUGAUGGUCUGUUUAAACCCAAAUUCUAUACGAAAUGCAAGUACUUGGUCAAGAUAACGAAAACAAGAGUGGAGACGGUGAAGAGAAAGAAAAGCUCUGUUUGCAAAUAUUUGAAGAAGGACAUUGUCGAUCUUCUCAACAACAGCCUCGAUUACAAUGCAUACGGCAGGGCAGAAGGGCUUAUUGAGGAGAAAAGGAGGUUGUCCUGUUAUGAGUUGUUGGAGCAAUUCUGCAUCUGUGUUGCAUCCAACGUAUCGCUCUUACAAAAAUCCAGUAAAUGCCCUGAGGAGUGUUGCGAGGCCAUCUCAUCCCUUGUAUAUGCGGCCGCUAGAGUCUCUGAAGUGCCUGAGCUUCGCGAUCUCAGGUCUUUGUUUGCUGACAGAUACGGGACUAACUCACUUGAACAGUUUGUGAACCCUGAGUUUGUGGAGAGAUUCAAAGCGGAGCCCCCCUCUAAGGAAAUGAAGGUAAAGCUGCUCCAGGAGAUUGCCAUAGAGUACUCCAUCAAAUGGGACGCCAAGUCUUUAGAACAGAGGCUCUACACACCACCUCCUGAUGAAGAGCCUCAAAAAACAAAAACAAAGCAAAAUACUCCUGGAAAGACGAGGGAAAACAGAAGCAGCCUUUCGUUUCAUGGCAGAAAAGACUCUUUGGAUAGCAAGUCCAUGAGUAGAAGAAGCGAAGACGACUCCAUGGGUACAAGCGAGAGUUGUGUCUCUGGCCCUGACGAGGAGGAAGAGAAGGAGGAUGAUCCAGAAAACAAACCUUUCUACUACAGAUUCAUCAUGCCUGCGUCUUACAACAAUAAACCCAAAAUCGAGAAACAGGAAAGCCUUCCAGAGAAAAUGACCAAGUCUGAUCUCUUGCCCGACGACACUGACUCUCCUAUUGCGGGGAGACCAAAGCCGAGAUCAGUGAGAAGAAGAUUGGCGAACCCGCCUCCCCCAGAAGCGCUUGGUGAAGAUUCGGCGAGCAGUGGUAGUAGUAAGAACAUGAGGUCAGAGUCGAUGGAGAAAGCUAGCGGAGAGGGGUUAAGGAGGAUGAGUCGUCGAACAGCAUCGUGGCAGGCUAAUCCCUCCAACAACGUCCCAGAUUUUGAUGAGGUCGCGGCUCGCGUAGAUGCUCUCACACGAAACUGAUCUUCUUCUUCUUCAGUAAUUGGUAGUGAUGCAUGCAUGCGUGAUGCGUCCAUUGUGAUUAGAGAUAUUGAAAUUGUCGUCUGUGAAUGAAUUAAUGAAUUACAUUAUUCUUUGUUAACCUACAAGACAAGCCGCCAUGUUAAUCCCAAAGUGUGUGAAGUGCGAUGAUGCAAAACCUUAGCUUUUUUUUUUUUCUUGUUAUUUGAACCUUUUCGUUUACAAACUUGUAAAACCUUAUACAUAUUUUUAUUAGUGAAUUUGUUAUUGCUGUU
Molecule: messenger RNA, 1523 nt
Organism: Brassica oleracea var. oleracea
Lineage: Eukaryota; Viridiplantae; Streptophyta; Magnoliopsida; Brassicales; Brassicaceae
Exons: 6
Coding region: 109-1251 (380 amino acids)
Biological process (GO): protein transport
Source: RefSeq, a predicted model, not a curated record